AUGGGAAGAAAGACAAAGAAAAAUCCGAAACCUAACCAGACUGCAAACAGUCAACCUCAAGAAGCAUCUAGCAAUGCAUCAGUUGUAACACCAUGCCCUGAACUGUCCAAAACUGACAAGAAAGAACUGACCGAGCUCAUUACAAAUUUGUUGGAAAUUUGCUCAAAACCACUGGAGUCUGGGACAAAAGAUUUGGACGAUUAUUCAGAUAUACAUAGUCUGAUUGACAAGAUCGAAAAAAUCCAGUCAGUCCUACAACGACCUGCAAACAACAGACAUCAGCACUUUCCUGCUUUUAUCAAGUGGCUGAAUGACAAUGGUGUCCCAACAACGUCUGUGGAAAUAGCGAAAUUUGAUGAUUUUGGUUAUGGACUGAAAGCUGCUAAAGAUCUGAAGGAAAGUGAAAAAUUUCUUCACAUACCUAGAAAGUUGAUGAUGACAGUGGAUUCAGCAAAGGAAUCAGCAUUAGGUCCACUCAUUGCUGAGGACAAGAUCCUGCAAGUUAUGCCAAAUGUCACUUUGGCAAUGCAUUUGCUGAAUGAAAGAUUUAGUAGGCAGUCCUUCUGGCAACCUUACAUAGACAUCCUUCCACAUCAGUAUUCUACUCCAUUGUACUGGAAAUCUGAUGAUCUACAGCAGCUUAGAGGAUCCCCUGUGCAAGGUGAUGCAGUUAACCAGUUCAGAAAUAUAGCUAGACAGUAUGCAUACUUCUACAGAUUAUUGCAGAAAACUCCAGCUGCAAAUAAUCUUCCGUUGAAAAACUACUUUACAUUUGAGAAUUAUAGAUGGGCAGUGUCUUCAGUAAUGACAAGACAGAAUCAGAUACCAACUAAAGAUGGCUCCAGGUCUACAUUUGGACUGAUUCCUUUGUGGGACAUGUGUAAUCAUACCAAUGGCAUUUACACAUCUGAUUACAAUGCAGAAGAGGAUGCAUGUGAGUGCUUUUGCCUGAAAGAUUUCUCUGUUGGUCAGCAGAUUUUAAUCUUUUAUGGACCCCGCUCUAAUGGAGAAUUUUUAGUUCACAAUGGGUUUGUCUAUCCAGAAAAUGAACAUGACAGACUUUGUUUGAAACUGGGAAUAAGUAAAGAUGAUCCUCUAUAUGGACUAAAAUCAGAAGUGCUAGAAAAGUUGCAUAUUGCAACAUCCAGAUCUUUUUACCUUCACAAAGGAAGAUUUCCUGUAGAUGGAGAUUUGCUUGCAUUUUUGAGAGUCUUUAGCAUGGAUGAAGAUACAUUGAAGGAGAAAUACACUGGCCACUGUGUAGCUGCACCUGAGCAAUUUGAGAUCUUGAAAAGUGAAGACCAAAUUGUAAAUGAAGAAAAUGAGCGUAGAGUUUGGUCAUUUCUGCAAACAAGAGCUCAGCUGCUUAUCAGGGCAUAUCCUUGUUCAUUGGAGGAGGAUGAAUCUGUCUUACAAGAAGCAGAUUUAAGUAGUGUUUCAAAGAUGAUAGUGCAACUUCGAAUUGGAGAAAGACAGAUUUUGCAAAAUGUAACAGAUUAUGCAGAACGAAAGAAAAGUGAACUUACUUUUUGA
Messenger RNA from Candidula unifasciata, 1533 nucleotides. NCBI's taxonomy places the organism in Eukaryota, Metazoa, Mollusca, Gastropoda, Stylommatophora, Geomitridae. The record is from the annotation of a GenBank genome assembly.